This is a messenger RNA of Nerophis lumbriciformis (worm pipefish), 2029 nucleotides long. RefSeq names its product growth arrest-specific 2a (gene gas2a). Lineage: Eukaryota; Metazoa; Chordata; Actinopteri; Syngnathiformes; Syngnathidae. Gene Ontology annotation, cellular component: actin filament. Gene Ontology annotation, molecular function: microtubule binding; cytoskeletal adaptor activity; actin filament binding. Gene Ontology annotation, biological process: actin crosslink formation. The record is from RefSeq and is a predicted model, not a curated record.
AUUGGGUUUGUAACUUAUUUACAACUACCUUACAACAUAACAUUUUACGUAGUCUGUCAGAAGGGUGGACGUAACAAGGGCAUGGGCGAAUGUAUCGAGCUGUUUCUAUUGGAUGUAGUCCAAAUAUGUCAUAAUGAGUCAACAAUAUAUUGUUGAAGGGAGGUGGGGAGAUCAAACUUCCCUCCCCAUCAGCUGGGAGUGCGUGUGGAGCCAGAUCAUGAGAACGUGUGGUGUGGAGCUGGGAGUUGUGCAGUUCACCCUGUAGGUGGAUGCAAGGCAGUGAAAAAGCAUGAAAAGUGGGACUUUGCAUGCAACUCAGAGGAAGGAGUGAGAAGAAGGUGUGCACCCAGCAGCUGUUCCCUGAGGGUUUUCCAUAGGGAACCAUGUGCAGCUCCCUUAGUCCCAAACAUCCAAGCAGCCCCGGCCUGACAGACAUGCAGCAGUACCACCAGUGGCUGGCCAGUCGACACGAAGCCAGCCUGUUGCCCAUGAAGGAAGACCUUGGGCUGUGGCUCACUAGUAUGCUCGGCCUGGAAAUCACCGCAGAGAGCUUCAUGGAACGCUUAGACAACGGCGUCCUCCUGUGCCAGCUGGCUGAGACUCUACAGGAGAAGUUCAGGGAAAGCAGUGGAUACCUGCCUCUCAAUGACAGAAAGGUUCUUCCUAACAGAAGGAUUCCAUGCCGGCGCAGUGCGCCCUCUGGCUCUUUCUUCGCACGGGACAACACAGCCAACUUCCUGUCCUGGUGUCGCGAGGUUGGAGUUGGGGAAACGUGUUUGUUUGAGUCGGAGGGUUUAGUUCUUCACAAGCAACCACGAGAAGUUUGUCUCUGCCUGUUACAGUUGGGACGGAUAGCAUCCAGGUACAACGUGGAGCCUCCUGGCCUUAUAAAACUGGAAAAGGAGAUUGAACAGGAAGAAAAAGCACCUCUACCUCCUCCGUCGCCCGCAUCCCUCGUUCAACCCCUUCCUCCAUCUCCCUCGUGGUCUCCUUCCCCGUCCCCAACACCUGCUAAAGUCACGUCGAGCAAGAAGAGCACAGGGAACCUGCUUGAUGAUGCUGUAAGAAACAUCGCUGACGACCCACCCUGCAGGUGUCCAAGUCAAUUCCACGUUGAGAGACACUCACAGGGUCGAUAUCGUGUUGGAGAGAAAAUGCUUUUUAUACGCAUGCUGCACAACAAGCACGUGAUGGUUCGCGUAGGAGGAGGCUGGGAGACGUUCGAGAGCUACCUACUCAAGCACGACCCUUGCCGUAUGCUUCAAAUCUCCCGCGUGGAGGGGAAGACGUCCCCCGUCGGCAGCAAAGGCCUCAACAUCAAGGACCUGACGCCUGACAGUUACCUGGUGGUGGCGGCCAACUAUCGUUGCAAAAAGCCCACGCAGGAGACGUCGCCAUGACGGAUUUGAAGGUCAUCACUACAAUAUGACUCAACUUGUGACACAUGGAAAUUACAUUUUACUUUAUUGUAAUUCAUAAAAUUGUAACUUUUUUUUUUUUUUUUACAUUUUGUACAUUAUUUUCUAGUAGGACCUUUAGAAUUUUAAUUACUACAGUAUGCUUAUCUUUAUUAUUAUUAGUAAAACUUAAUUUUACACUUUUACAGGAAAGCACUUAUUUGAUGUUUAAUGCUUGUGGACACCAAAAUAUGUUUGCCAUUGAUGCAAGUCAAAAAGUUCCAAAGCCUAGUCCAGAAUGUUUAUAGUAGUGCGUCCUGACAAGACUUUAUCAUUUUGAUUUCAUUUCUACAGGUUGGAAACUUUUUGGAUUAAUUGUAGUCGUUUUGAUCUUACCAGUUAUUACUUAUUUUACAUACUGUUCCCAUGUUAAGGAUGUAAAUGUAUCAUGGGAGUCAGGGUUUCUUUAUGGGGUUAUUCAUUUGUUCUACUUCGCUGUCCCCUGCAGGCGAAAUAAGUAAUAACAUUGUCAUGCUUUGCCAAAGUAUUUGCCUCACGGGUUUGAGGACAACAAAUGCAUACUUUUAGGAGGUUCGAUUUGUGUUAAAUACAAAUAAAAUAUUGGAAACCUU